Arachis stenosperma is the source of this 690-nucleotide messenger RNA. RefSeq lists its product as uncharacterized. Bases 267 to 653 code for a protein of 128 amino acids. The transcript has 3 exons. NCBI's taxonomy places the organism in Eukaryota, Viridiplantae, Streptophyta, Magnoliopsida, Fabales, Fabaceae. The record is from RefSeq and is a predicted model, not a curated record.
GUCUUUGCAACACUACAAAAUUAAAGACUCUACGUCUCUACCACAAUUUCACUCAAAACAAUACAAGGGAGGAAGCGCAGAUAGCUAGCAGCAGUGAAAGUGAUCGUGCAGAGAGAGUGAGAUAUGGAGGUUCCCGGUUCAUCGAAGAAGAUGAUAGCGACGCAGGAGGAGAUGGUGGAAGCGAAGGUUCCCCUUGCAUACAGGGACCAGUGCGCACACCUCCUCAUCCCUCUCAACAAGUGCCGCCAGGCCGAGCUCUACCUUCCAUGGAAGUGCGAGAACGAACGUCACUCCUACGAGAAGUGUCAGUACGAGCUCCUCAUGGAGCGCAUGCUUCAGAUGCAGAAGAUCAAGGAACGAGUGUUAAUUUGUGGCACGAUGCAAAUUUCAGGGGCGAUUUUGGGUAUAUACUCAAUUUCAACUUAUUGUUGAAGAUGGUAGGAGUUUGUUACUUUGACCCUGUACUCAUGGCUUUCCACUGGAGUAGAUGUAAAUUAUGGUUGAUUCGGAACCUUUGCUUGGGUGGGAGUUCCUUCAUGUUUUUCAGUUGUGUGAAGUCGAAAUUACCUUGGAUUGUUUGUGCAGAGACUACCAAAGACUGUUUAUACUUUAAUUCUCGCAAUUUCUCAUCAUGGACACAUGUUUUUACUUGAAAGUAAUAAAUUUUUCUUAACUUUUCAUAAGUGGAGA